This is a messenger RNA of Orcinus orca (killer whale), 1399 nucleotides long. RefSeq names its product actin like 10 (gene ACTL10). Lineage: Eukaryota; Metazoa; Chordata; Mammalia; Artiodactyla; Delphinidae. The transcript has 2 exons. The coding region runs from base 1 to 1263 and encodes 420 amino acids. The record is from RefSeq and is a predicted model, not a curated record.
AUGUACAGGCCCACGAAGCAGAGCCAAGAGCUGAAAGGCGGGCCACCAUCAAGUCCAGCUGACGCGGGGUUCUCACGCCGGGGGCGGAGCUUUGGGCUGAAGGGCGUGGCCGGCCCGAAGGUGGCGUCGCUGUCCGGGAGCCGCCGGGUCCGCCGGCUGCCCUCGCUGGGCCGCGUCGCGGUGGUGGUGGACCAGGGCUCGGGCUUCACCAAGGCGGGCUUCGCGGGCGAGGAGCAGCCGCGCCUGGUACUGAAGAGCUCCAACCUGGUGCCCAGCUGGGACUGGCCCGUGCUGCCCGGCUGUGAGCUGGCGGGCGGCGUGGCGCGGGCGCACCCCAUCAAGCACGGCGUGGUGGUGGACUGGGAGGCGCUGGAGGGGCUGUGGGAGCGCCUGCUGGUGGGCGGCCUGCGGGUGUGCCCAGAGCAGUGGCCGGUGCUGGUGAGCGACUCGCCGUCGGCUCCGCCCGCGGGCCGCGAGAGGGUGGCCGAGCUGCUGUUCGAGGCCCUGGCAGUGCCCGCGUGCCACAUAGCUAGCACCGCGUUGCUGGCGCUCUGCUCUGUCGGCGCGUUCAGCGGGCUGGCCUUGGAGGCGGGCGCUGGCGUGUGCCACGCCACACCCAUCUAUGCGGGUCACUCGUGGCACGAGGCCACCUUCCGGCUGGACGUGGCAGGCAGUACUCUGUCGCGUUACCUGCGGGACCUGCUGGUGGCAGCCUGCCCCGAUCAACGAGUGCAUGCCCUGCCCCGCAAGGUCAUCACACAGCUCAAGAAGCGCUGCUGCUAUGUGUCGCUGGACUUCGAGGGUGACCUCCGUAACCCUGCCCGCCACCGUCCUGUCAGUUUCUACUUAGGCAAUGGGUGCUCUGUCUGCCUCAGCAGUGAGCGCUUCCGCUGCCCGGAACCUAUCUUCCAGCCGGGUCUGCUAGGCCAGGCUGAGCCGGGACUGCCCACCCUGGCCUUCCGGGCACUGCAGAGGAUGCCCACAACACUACGGACACGGCUGGCCAACACCGUGGUGGUGGCCGGUGGCUCCACGCUUUUCCCUGGCUUCACUGAGCGCCUGGAGAUGGAGCUGGAAGCCCAGUGCCGGCGGCAUGGUUAUGGGGCACUGCAGCCUCGCCUGGUGGCCAAACCCGGGCGUGGCACAGCAGUGUGGACAGGCGGCUCCAUGGUGGCCUCAUUGCGUUCCUUCCAAUGCCACUGGAUGACCCGGGCCAUGUACCAGGAAUGUGGCUCCAGGCUGGUGCAUGAAGUGUUCAACUGACUCAUGUUGGACUGGGGGGUGGGGUGCAGAGGCAGACACCUGGCAGGCUGAGCUGCAGCUCUAUCAGAGGCAUUGAGUGCCAGAUAAAAGGCUCAGUGAUUGGAGCUGGCAGAGUCGUGUGGUGAUGGGUCACCCU